AUGUCUGAUGACGAGUCGACAAAUGCUGUGUGUCCUGUCCCGCCGUCAGUACCAAACUCUAAACCUCAGUUUGACGUGAACUCUCCCCCUAACACCGCAGAGUCGAUUCUGGAGUACAAGUGCAAUGCUGGGUAUACGGCACAGGGGAAAGUCAGGUGUCAAGUGGACGGUACAUGGACUCAGAUGUCCUGCACCGAAGACUGCCCAAGACCUCCUGCCGUACCAAACAGUAAUCAACUAUUUGAUGUGUCAACCGCCUCUAAAUCACAGGGAACGUCUUUGCAUUAUGAAUGUCAGACAGGGUUUGUACCUGAAAAUGAUCUUGAAACGAUCACCUGCCAAGCUAGCGCCACCUGGACAAGUAUAGUUUGUAAACGACCAGACUGUCCCAGUCCUCCUGUCUUUGCAAAUAGUAAUGAAAAAUUUGUCCGAUCAACAGUUUCCACAGUGUACGGAGCUACUGUAAGGUUUGAAUGUACAUCAGGGUUUGUAGCUGAGAAUGAUGUUACAACCAUCACCUGUGGUGUAGACGCCACAUGGACAAGCAUAGGUUGUAAGCGUAAGUGACGUAUUAACUA
Messenger RNA from Gigantopelta aegis, 578 nucleotides. Its product is annotated as complement component receptor 1-like protein. NCBI's taxonomy places the organism in Eukaryota, Metazoa, Mollusca, Gastropoda, Neomphalida, Peltospiridae. The transcript is spliced from 4 exons. Bases 1 to 567 code for a protein of 188 amino acids. The record is from RefSeq and is a predicted model, not a curated record.